This is a messenger RNA of Tachyglossus aculeatus (Australian echidna), 1652 nucleotides long. RefSeq names its product RANBP2-type and C3HC4-type zinc finger containing 1 (gene RBCK1). Gene Ontology annotation, molecular function: ubiquitin binding; ubiquitin-protein transferase activity. Gene Ontology annotation, biological process: proteasome-mediated ubiquitin-dependent protein catabolic process; protein linear polyubiquitination; positive regulation of canonical NF-kappaB signal transduction. Bases 58 to 1593 code for a protein of 511 amino acids. Gene Ontology annotation, cellular component: LUBAC complex. The transcript is spliced from 14 exons. The record is from RefSeq and is a predicted model, not a curated record. NCBI's taxonomy places the organism in Eukaryota, Metazoa, Chordata, Mammalia, Monotremata, Tachyglossidae.
UGCUUCUGGGGGGCCGCUGUUCCGUGGUCCAGGGGUCAGAGGCCCUGGGGGUCUCUGAUGGACGAGAAGACCAAGAAAGUGGAGGAGAUGGCUCAGAGGCUGGCGCGGGCGGUGGCCGGCGGGGACGAGAAGGCGGCGGUCAGCUGUGCCACCUGGCUGGCCGGACAACGCGCCCCCUUGGCCGUGAAGCUGAAGACGGACGCCGACCCGAAGCCCGAGAUAAGGUUGUGGGUGACUGUGGAAGACCCCCAGAUGCAAAACCUCUCCAUCUGGCUGACCCUGCGCCCGGAUAUGACGCUAGCCUCCGUCAAGGACAUGGUGUUCGUGGAGUACGGGUUCCCGCCCAGCCUGCAGCAGUGGGUGAUCGGGCGGCGGCUGCCGCGGGACGAGGACACGCUCCUGGCCCACGGGCUGAAGCGGGAUGGGCAGGCCGCCUUCCUCUACUUGCGCUCCGCCCGCCGGGCCAACCUCAGCCAGAGGGACCUCCAGCGACAGCGACAGAUCCGCGCCCUGCAGGACCUGGGAUUCGGCGACAUCACCCUCCAGUCCCGGGGUCGGGGGGAGACGGCCGGCCCGGGCAGCCCCCCGCCCGGCCCCGCCGCUGGAAACCCCCAGGUGGAUGCGGACCCCGGACCCCCCGUGGUGGGGUGGGAGUGCCCCGGCUGCACCUUCGUCAACAAGCCGACGCGCCCCGGGUGCGAGAUCUGCUGCGGGGCCCGGCCCGAGGGCUACCGGGUGCCCGCCACCCACCGCCCCGACAGCGACGAGCGCGCCCGCAUCCGCACCGAGGAGGACGCCCUCCGCCGCUACCACCAGAGGAGACAGCGGCAGCAGGAGGGGAACUACCAGGAGCUGGUGGAGGUGGACGCCCAGAACCUGGUGCCCACCGACGGGCCCGUGGACUGCCCCAUCUGCUUCACCACCCUGGAGCCCGGCCAGGGGGUCGUGCUCCGCGAGUGCCUCCACGCCUUCUGCAGGGACUGCCUGCUGGGCACCAUCCGCAGCAGCCAGGAAGCGGAGGUGUCCUGCCCCUACAUCGACGCCGUCUACUCCUGUCCGGGGAAGCUCCAGGAGCGGGAGAUCCGGGCGCUGGCGAGCCCGGAGGAGUACGAGCGUUUCCUGGAGCUGGGGGUCAGCCUGGCCGAGCACCGCAGCCCCGCCAGUUUCCACUGCCGCACGGCCGACUGCCGCGGCUGGUGCUUCCUCGACGGCCCCGACGACGCCUUCCUCUGCCCCGUCUGCCGACGCCUCAACUGCCUCCUCUGCAAGGCCAUCCACGAGAACAUGACGUGCAAGGACUACCAGGAGGAGCUGGCCCUGCGGGCGCAGAACGACGUGGCCGCCACACAGACCAGCCAGAUGCUCAAGCUGCUGUUGGAGCGGGGGGAGGCGAUGCGGUGCCCGCGGUGCCAGGUGGUGGUCCAGAAGAAGGACGGCUGCGACUGGGUGCGCUGCCCGCUCUGCCACACCGAGAUCUGCUGGGUCACCAAGGGCCCGCGCUGGGGGCCGGCGGGCCCCGGAGACACCAGCGGCGGGUGCGGUUGCCGAGUGAACGGGAUUCCCUGCCACCCCAGCUGCCAGAACUGCCACUGAGGCCCCCCCUCGCCCCCCCCCACGAUGAGGUCACGGAGGCCCAGAAAAGCGGCUUGCCC